Messenger RNA from Orycteropus afer afer, 1173 nucleotides. The record is from RefSeq and is a predicted model, not a curated record. NCBI's taxonomy places the organism in Eukaryota, Metazoa, Chordata, Mammalia, Tubulidentata, Orycteropodidae.
AAAAUGGAUAACUUUACCUUGGCCUCUACAACUCCUCAUGGAAAUGACUGUGAUCUUUAUGCACACCACAAUACAGCCAGGAUAUUAAUGCCUCUUCAUUACAGCAUUGUCUUCAUUAUUGGGCUUUUGGGAAACAUAUUAGCCUUGGUGGUCAUUUUUCAAAACAGAAAAAAAAUCAACUCUACCACCUUAUAUUCAACAAAUUUGGUGAUUUCUGAUAUACUCUUUACCACAGCUUUGCCUACACGGAUAGCCUACUAUGCGCUUGGAUUUGACUGGAAAAUUGGUGAUGCCUUGUGUAGGAUAACUGCUCUUGUGUUUUACAUUAACACAUAUGCAGGGGUGAACUUUAUGACCUGCAUGAGCAUUGACCGGUUCUUUGCUGUGGUACACCCUCUGCAAUACAACAAGAUAAAAAGAAUUGAACACGCAAAAGGCAUCUGCAUAUUUGUCUGGACUCUAGUAUUUGCUCAAACACUCCCACUACUCAUAAACCCUAUGUCAAAGAAUGAGGAUGAAAGAACUACAUGCAUGGAAUAUCCAAACUUUGAAGAAACAAAAUCUCUUCCCUGGAUUCUACUUGGUGCAUGUUUAAUAGGAUAUGUCCUUCCACUUGUAAUCAUUCUCAUCUGCUAUUCCCAAAUCUGUUGCAAACUCUUUAAAACUGCCAAACAAAACCCACUCACUGAGAAAUCUGGUGUAAACAAAAAGGCUCUCAAUACGAUCAUUUUUAUAAUCAUUGUGUUUGUUAUCUGCUUCACACCUUACCAUGUUGCAAUUAUUCAACACAUGAUUAAGAAGCUUCGUUUUCCUGAUCUCCUUAACUGUAGCCAAAGACGUUCGUUCCAGAUUUCUCUGCACUUUACAGUGAGCCUGAUGAACUUCAACUGCUGUAUGGACCCCUUCAUUUAUUUCUUUGCAUGUAAAGGGUACAAGAGAAAAGUUAUGAAGAUGUUGAAACGCCAAGUCAGUGUCUCCAUUUCCAGUGCCGUGAGGUCAGCUCCUGAAGAAAACUCACGUGAAAUGACAGAAACACAAAUGAUGAUACAUUCCAAGUCUUUAAAUGGAAAGUAAAAAGGAGCUAAAUCUUGGAUUUAUAGCAAAAUAAACUGUAAUAAGAGUUUGCAAGUCUUACAAACCAAAAUGAUUUGUUUGACUUCCAAUCAGGAUUCU